Molecule: messenger RNA, 1782 nt
Organism: Emericellopsis atlantica
Lineage: Eukaryota; Fungi; Ascomycota; Sordariomycetes; Hypocreales; Bionectriaceae
Exons: 2
Coding region: 493-1689 (398 amino acids)
Biological process (GO): carbohydrate metabolic process
Source: RefSeq, a predicted model, not a curated record
CCAUCCGGGGUGGAUCAAUCCACUUCCCCGGUCGCCGCCCGGACGUCCCAUCGGCCCCGGCCAAGACAUUGACAGCAAGCCGACAGUCAAGGGAAGAAAAAGGUGCGUCACACUUUCGCCAGACAGCGGCAAUCACAGAAAUUGCAUCAGUUCCCCUGAGAAUUCCAUGGAGGAUCGACGUUUGUUCCUCGCCACUUGCGGCCCUGACCCACCUUUGACGUACGGCUGUCGUCGCUAUGAAAUCAUGAUGGACCUCGUGCUCCGGAUGCAGUGAGCAAGCAAAUGGCGCCCCAAUCGUGACCGGAGGCAUUGCUCAGUCAAUCAAUGAUCGUCUUGACAUCAGAUGACCAGGGAAUUCGAUAUCUGUCAUGACGAUUGUGUCAGGUCAGUGCCCUGGCACAAAUUGCAGACACAAAGAUAAAAGGCAAUCACGACCCACGAGCAAGCCAACCGGGGCAAGCACCUGUGAAACAAUCCACUGCCACAUCAACAAUGGAGUAUAAGACUCAGGCUCGCCAGCAUCCCACACUCUCCCCAGAGAUGCAAGCCACCACCACCGACGCCAACAUGCCACGCGAUCCUCACACACCCCACGUCGCCCCCCGACUCACCGACCAUGACGAUCCCGCCAUCCACGCCAUGGAAGCCGUCUACGGACCCUUGACGACCCUGAUGGACCACGAAGUCACCACGUGGACACCACCACCCGGCUCUGGCGGCCAUCUCGGCCGCUACCUCUGGACCGACGCCUUUGGCGUCCUCAACUUUAUCACCCUCGCCGAGGAACUCGACUCGUCCAAGUACCUCGCCUUCGCCAUGGCCCUCGUCACCAGCGUCCACGACACCCUCGGCCGUACGCGCGAUCAGUCUCGCCGCCUCGACCACGCCACCGACAAGGAGCCCCUCAAGGGCGGCCUGCGCAUCGGCAAGGCCCACGAGACUGGCGACGACGGCGACGGCCAGUACCACCAUUACCUCACCAUGUGGAUGUUUGCCCUCAACCGACUGUCCGUCGCCACGGGUGAUCCACGCUACAACGACCUCGCCCUGCAACUCGCUCAGGCCAUCCACCCGCGCUUCUUCGUGCAUGGCGUCGAGGCUACGCGGAUGGUGUACAAGAUCAGCGUCGACAUGGAGACCGUCCUCAACCCGCGAGAGGGCAGUCUCGACGCCAUCCUCGGACUCGGGGUGUUUCGUCUCCUGCAGGCGACGGCAGUCACGCAAGGUCGUCAGAGUGGUCUUUUGAAGCAGGAGAUUGCCGAGUAUGAAGAAAUUCUGCGACGAGACGGACGGGUGCGACCAAGCUCAGAUCUGCUGGACCUAGGCAUGGGAUUAUGGGCGACAAGUCUGUUUCCCGGAGAGGAGUGGGCCCAAGCCUACCGCGAGGCGUCCUUGGCCCUGGCCGAGAAGCACCUCGACCCGCAGUCCCCCCUGCUGCAGCGCGACCCGAGCCAUCGACUUGCUUUCCGGGAGUUUGGGGCCUGCCUUGGGAUACUGUGCGACGACGUGGAGAAUGCCAAGCUGACAGACGACGUGCGGAGUGUCUUGAGCUUUUGGGAGCAUCAUGUUGCUCAAGGGAAGGGUGAGAGCGUGCAGCCUAUUUCGAAGGUGAUGUAUGCUGCCUGUCGGCAUCCAGGAGCUUUCAAGGUCUCCUACCUACUCGGCAAAAAGUUGCCUGAAGGCCUGUGAUGGCCACGGCACUGGUGUGACGCCACAUGUACAAGUAUUAUGCAUCUGGGGUUUGGGGAGCGUAUUUGUCAUUUCACUUGUUGAUCCAUAAGA